Messenger RNA from Thamnophis sirtalis, 3119 nucleotides. The record is from RefSeq and is a predicted model, not a curated record. Lineage: Eukaryota; Metazoa; Chordata; Lepidosauria; Squamata; Natricidae.
ACUUUUUCAAGGUCCUCUGAUAUAUCAGAGCUGAUCUACGGGAAGAACAGUGCCUGCUUCUUGGAGAAAGCAUUAAACUAUUUUAAAGAAGAAGAUGAGGAAGAAGAAACAGAAGACGAUGAAGAGGAGGAGUGGGACACAGACCUUGAAAUAGAAAGCUCUACAAUAUGCUACGAUCCUGCCGGGAAAGCCAGAUACCUUGCGAUCUGUCAAGCAUAUGGCGUGGUUCCUAUCUCUUACUUUUUACGGCAUAUGAAAGAUUCUGAACUGAUUCUGAACCAUCGUGGUCUUAAUCCUAAGGCAGCCAAGGCUCUCGCUCUUUCCCUGACCAGCAACACAUCCAUCCUGAAGCUGAACCUGAGUGACAACGGCCUUGAUGCAAACGGAGCCAUUGUGAUAGCGGAGAUGUUAAAGGAAAAUUGCUACAUUUCAGAACUUGAUUUAUCCGACAACAGAGUCGGGAUGAAAGGGGCGGAAGCUCUCUCCACAAUGCUUCGAGAAAAUCCAGUUCUUGUGACCAUGAAACUUUCAGGAAAUGAAUUAAAUGACAGGGCAGCCAAACAUCUGGCAGAUGCUUUAGUGACCAAUCAGAAAGUGAAGCACCUUGAUCUGAGUCAUAACAUGCUUGGAGAGCCAGCAGGGUAAUAAUCGCAUUGCCUUGGAAGGCGCCCUCGCGCUGGCUUUGGGCCUGAAAGGAAACAAGAACCUGAGGAGACUCAAGAUGUCCAGGAACCCGAUCCAGAACGAAGGCUGCCUUGGGAUCCUCAAAGCAAUCCGCACGAAUCCUGGAGCUGCAAUGGAACUUCUGGAUUUUUCAGCAAUUGUGGUGAAGCAGGACUUUGUCCGGGCAUGUGAGGCUGUCCAAGAACUUUUCCCCAGCCUUCUGAUCCACCAUGAUGGAACCUCUCGCUUGUUCAGAAGAAAACUUCCAAAGGUUUCCUAAAGAGAUUCCUGGUGGCCCUGGAAGAUCAGCCUUUUCUUGUUGAUGUCCUGGAUGGGAGGACCCCGUGAAUCAUCUGGUGAUGCUUGAUAGAGGUCCAGGCCUUCUGAUCCCCUCCCCACUUCCGUGCUUCUCUUUGGGCUGGAGCCAGCAUGUUGUGUGACAUGCCACCUUUUCAUAUGCUGAAUGUUGGCUGCAGGGAUCUCCUUGCAAGGAUUUGGAUACCCUGCUCAUAGCAACACAAAGGGAUCCAUUGGCACAUGAUGCCACAAGCGUUCCUAGCAAUUUUCCCUUUGAGGCAAAACCCUCCAGUGAUCUGAUGAGGCAGGUUGUCCGAGCGGACCUCAGUGGAGGCUAAGAGGAAGCCGAUAAAAAUCUGGGAAGAAACUUUGGAUGCAUUUAUUCCCUCUCAUUCCACAGAGUUUGGGAACUGCUCCUCUAUCAAAACUCUGUCCCGGUACUUUUAGCCAAAUUAUCCUGUGUGCCAUCCUCAAUAUCAACCUUUCCUCUUGUGUAACCUGCACAGCUUCCCCUGAAAACAUUUCCAGUGGCCAGGAAUGUCCAGCAGACUUCCUGGCUGGACAUUGUCCCAGAGGAAGUCCCCACCUCCACUGCAGGCAGACCAGUUCUAAUGGCCAGACAUGGUGAAGGUUGAACUCUCCCCUGCUGAAGGCCAUCUAUAAACACACACACACCAUGGUAAGGGAUAUUCACACAGCUGUAGUGAAAUUCGGGGUGGAUUGGCUGAGGGGGUCCAAGGCCACAACUUUCCGGGUGCAUGUGGUCAGCUCCAAGCCAUAUUGAAGGUUGGGGUCGAGAGAAAGCUGAAGGAAGAAGGCAACAAGAGUUGGGGAAAGAAGGGUACCCCCACUCCCAAAAAAUGUGUGGGUCAAGCAGUGGAUUAUGUCCAUGAUGUUUGCUCGAUAUGGGGCCAUUUGUAGUAAAUAAUGUAUCUCACUCCAGUUCUCUUUUUAUUUUUUUUUAUUUUUGUAAACUUCAGUUUUGCCAAUCUUGUCAGAGAAAUAUUGUAUUGUUGCUAAGUUUGAUGUAUUCUACCCAGAAUCACUUUGUGCGAGAUGGGCAGCCAUAUACAUUUAAUAAAUAAAUAAAUCUAAAUCUAUACACCCCUAAAACUCUCCUGCCUAUAACCUUUAGUUGGGUGAAAAGGUACAUCAUAGGCCAAAACCUUUUUCAGCCAGUUGUACCUCAGAUGGGCUAACUUACAGAAUGUGUCUCCAAAGUCUGGGACAUACAGCUCUUGUAGAGCUGAAAUUUGGCAAAUUUCAUACAAUAUUUUAUGACAUAAAAUUAGCAUUUUAUGUAGGAAUAGAAAAUGUUAUAAAACAUUUCUUGUAGUAAAUGUUUGACUGUACUAUACAAUUCAACACUGGCUACUUACAGGGCUGAUACAUCCUGAAUUUUAAAGAAAUUUUCAAGUACAUUCUUAAAGAUACUGAGGAAUCUGGCAAGGAAAUAUUUCUAAAACUAUGACCCAACAGGGCACAGGUGGUCUAGUAAAUAAAUAAAAUCCACUGGGUAAAUUAGCAUAAGGGUCUUUAUUAAUCUUUCCUCUCUGGCCCAUUUUUUCCUAUUGAAGCAUAUAUUCUCUCUGUGCUAUGAAUCUGCUCCAGAAGAGACAUGCCUCAAAAAGCAGGUUAAAAAAAAAGGCAAGAAACCUAGCAAUUCUUUAAAGAUGACAGACUUUAAAGUACCUACAUGUAUCUUUGUUUUGAUGCAGAAGUUAAGAAAAGCUACUGGGUUUUGGUUCAAAACCAGCCUUAAAUGCAUCACAUAGUUAGAUAUCCCUAACUAGAAAGAUUGGAAUCAGGAAGCGACUUCAAUUUGCCAUUGCUAUGAUAGAAGUUCACACACCAGUUUAAAAGAAUUAGCAAAAUCUUUGGGUUUUGCUCCCCUUGAGAAUCAAGUAACCAGAGCUGUACGCUAUAUUGUCAUUAACUAACUGAUUAGGCCAUUUAACCAGCUAGUCCCUACAGUUUUGUUUUUUUUAACAAAUUCCUGGAGUUUGAAGGCUGGAGAAGCGCAUAGGAGAAAAGUGUUUGAUGCUCAGUGUGCUACAGUCCUUUGAAUGCCACCUGGUGGAUGUGAGAGCUCUGCAAGAAAAACUUAUGGAUUUUAUUAGAAACCGCUGUUUUAUAGAAUGACAUGAUUUUUUUAAAAA